Messenger RNA from Acaulospora colombiana, 363 nucleotides. The record is from the annotation of a GenBank genome assembly. NCBI's taxonomy places the organism in Eukaryota, Fungi, Glomeromycota, Glomeromycetes, Diversisporales, Acaulosporaceae.
AUGUUGUUAAAACGUACACUUUUCGCUGUUUUUAUAGCCUUUUCUCUACUCGCGUUAUGUCUCAACGCAACUCCCGUACCUCGUUGCUCCUCCAAAGCAUCUGUCAAUUUAAUGGACACACUUGGCGGCAACGUUACAUUCGAGCAGACUCGAGAAUUAAUUGUUACGCUUGGUGGAAGGUUUAGUGAAAACAUAGAAACAAAUAAUCCCGACGAUUACUUUAUACAAAUUGGGGAGGAAAUCACAAGUACAUUCUCCUUUAGGAAGAUGGAUGUAGAAAUUAAACCACCUGGUACCUCUCACUUUUCGUAUCCUUUAUAUGGAAGGUUAGGUUUAUACGCCGGCAGAGAUCUCAAGCGAUAG